CCGGCAGCCCGGCCCGGCGGCCUGAGGCCCCAGGCGGGGACCGCGCGCACCACCCUGGGCCGGGAGGACGGGCCCGCGUCGAGGGUCGCGCUCCACGCCCCCGCCCUUCCCGGCCCUCCUUAGUUUGAUCCUUCCUGUGCUGGGGAAAGCGGCUUGUUUAUUGGUGAGAUAAGGCUUUUCUUUGGGAAAAAAAGAGACAGGCUUGAUCGAGGUCAGUAGAGUUUGGGAUUCUUGGCGUGGACUGUGGUAGCGUGAGACGGUUUCUGGUCCGGUUUUGUAGGGUUCGCGGCUCCGGGAGGUGGCUUGGGAGGCGGGGAAGCCAGGGUGGUGGGUCCCCAGGCUUCUCUUCUGUCUCGCAAAGUUUGAAGAUCAAAGUCUCGUCGGAAAAGGAGGCUCAGAUGAGCCCCUGCUGACUCGAGAGAGAAAGAGAGACCACGCUGAUCGCUGAGAGGAGCUGGAGGAAGAAAACAAUUCCCAAACUCAGUGAGAAGAGCUGGCUCACCAUGAGUAGUGCUGUGUUGGUUACUCGCCUGCCAGACCCCAGCAGCAGCUUCAGGGAGGAUGCUCCCCGGCCCCCGGUUCCGGGGGAAGAAGGGGAGACCCCACGCUGCCAGCCCGCGGUGGGGAAGGGCCAGGCCACCAAACCCAUGCCGGUCUCCUCCAACACCCGGCGGAACGAGGAUGGGUUGGGGGAACCGGAGGGACGGGCAUCUCCGGAUUCCCCUCUGACCAGGUGGACCAAGUCCUUACACUCCUUGUUGGGCGAUCAAGACGGUGCUUAUCUCUUCCGGACUUUCCUGGAGAGGGAGAAAUGCGUGGAUACUUUAGACUUCUGGUUUGCCUGCAAUGGAUUCAGGCAGAUGAACCUGAAGGAUACCAAAACUUUACGCGUAGCCAAAGCGAUCUACAAAAGGUACAUCGAGAACAACAGCAUUGUCUCCAAGCAGCUGAAACCCGCCACCAAGACUUACAUAAGAGAUGGCAUCAAGAAGCAACAGAUUGAUUCCAUCAUGUUUGACCAGGCGCAGACCGAGAUCCAGUCGGUGAUGGAGGAAAAUGCCUACCAGAUGUUUUUGACUUCUGAUAUAUACCUCGAAUAUGUGAGGAGUGGGGGAGAAAACACAGCUUAUAUGAGCAACGGGGGACUGGGGAGCCUAAAGGUCGUGUGUGGCUAUCUCCCCACCUUGAACGAAGAAGAGGAGUGGACUUGUGCUGACUUCAAGUGCAAACUUUCACCCACUGUGGUUGGCUUGUCCAGCAAAACUCUGAGGGCGACCGCUAGCGUGAGGUCCUCGGAAACGGUCGAAAAUGGAUACAGGUCCUUUAAGAGGAGCGAUCCUGUUAACCCGUACCACGUAGGUUCCGGCUACGUCUUUGCACCAGCCACCAGUGCCAACGACAGUGAGAUAUCCAGCGACGCACUGACUGACGACUCCAUGUCCAUGACGGACAGUAGCGUAGAUGGAAUCCCUCCUUACCGCGUGGGGAGUAAGAAACAGCUCCAGAGAGAAAUGCAUCGCAGCGUGAAGGCCAAUGGCCAAGUGUCUCUACCUCAUUUCCCGAGAACCCACCGCCUGCCCAAGGAGAUGACCCCCGUGGACCCCGCCGCCUUCGCGGCCGAGCUGAUCUCCAGGCUGGAGAAACUGCAGCUGGAGCUGGCGAGUCGGCACAGCCUGGAGGAGCGGCUGCAGCAGAUGCGCGAGGAUGAAGAGAAGGAGGGGUCCGAGCUCGUGCUGGGCUUGCGGGAGGGGGCGCCCCCCCAGCACCCCCUCUCCCUCCUGCCCUCCGGCAGCUACGAAGAGGACCCGCAGACGAUUCUGGACGACCACCUGUCCAGGGUCCUCAAGACCCCGGGCUGCCAGUCCCCCGGCGUGGGCCGCUCCAGCCCCCGCUCCCGCUCCCCCGACCACCACCAUCACCAGCCGCUGUACCACCCCCUGCUCCCCCCUGGGGGCAAGCUGCCCCCCGCCGCCUCGCCAGCCGGCUGCCCCCUCCUCGGGGCCAAGGGCUUCGUGACCAAGCAGACCACGAAGCACGUCCACCACCAUUACAUCCACCACCACGCCGUCCCCAAGACCAAGGAGGAGAUGGAGGCGGAGGCCGCACAGCGGGUGCGCUGCUUCUGUCCCGGGGGCCCCGAGUAUUACUGCUACCCCAAGUGCAAAAGCCACCCCAAGGCUCCGGAGCCCGGGCCUGCCGAGCAAUUCGGCGGCAGCCGAGGCAGCACCCUGCCCAGGCGCAGUGGCAGAGCCGCCCAGCCCGGCCCGGCCCCGGCCGCCAGGGAAGGAGCCGGGCUGCAGCUGCCCAGGGAGGACGGAGACAGGUCGCAGGAUGUCUGGCAGUGGAUGCUGGAGACCGAGCGGCCGAGCAAGCCCAGGCCCCAUAGUGCCCAAAGCACAAAAAAGGCCUCCCCGCUGGAGUCCGUCCGUGUGCCCCCCGCCGAGCGAGCCAGCCGGCACCACCUGUGGGGGGGCAGCAGCGGGCACUCCCGAGCCGCCGCCCGCGCCCACCUGUUUACCCAGGACCCUGCGAUGCCCCCCCUGACCCCUCCCAACACCCUGGCCCAGCUGGAGGAGGCCUGCCGCAGGCUGGCUGAGGUGUCCAAGCCCCCGAAGCAGCGGUGCUGCAUGGCCAGCCAGCAGAGGGACAGGAACCACGCAGCCACUGGUCAGACGGGAGCCGCGCCCUUCUCCACCCCCGGCCUGGCCGCAGAAGAUCACAAAGAGCCAAAGAAGCCGGCAGGGGUCCACGCACUCCAGGCCAGCGAGCUGGUCGUCACGUACUUUUUCUGCGGAGAAGAGAUUCCAUACAGGAGGAUGCUGAAGGCUCAGAGCUUGACCCUGGGCCACUUUAAAGAGCAGCUCAGCAAAAAGGGAAAUUAUAGGUAUUACUUCAAAAAGGCCAGCGACGAGUUUCCCUGCGGCGCGGUGUUUGAGGAGAUCUGGGACGACGAGACGGUACUCCCCAUGUACGAAGGCCGGAUCCUGGGCAAAGUGGAGCGGAUCGACUGAGUCUGCGGGUCUGGCCGUGGCCGGCCGUGCGAGCCCCACAGCGGUCUGGGACGGGAGCCACCGCCAUGCGACACAAAGAAGGAAUUUAAAAAAAUAAAAAUGAAGACAAAGUCUAGGGAAGAGCUGGCCACUGGGCCUUCGGAGGGUGGGGGGAGGGUGGUUUUUCAUUAUUCAUGGGCUGGGUACUGAGAUAAGAGCCUGAACUAUUUAUUAAAACCAUGACCACUCCUGGCUAUUGAAGAUGCUGACUGUAUCUGAGAGACGGCCAUCCGUAAUAUAUGACUUCCUAGGGACCUGGAACCCAUAAACUAAGAGAAACUGUGUAUAGCUUCCCUGAACAGGAGCCCUUACUGAUAUUUAUUGAACAAGUGAUAAUCCCUGCCCCCAGUUUAUGGAUAUGCUGCUUAAGCCACGGAAGGGGAGGCAGGAAGUUUUCGGGGUUCUAUCUAAACUUGGGAGCUGAGCUCGGGGUGCAGGGAUGGUUUCUUCGUUACCAGAGGGAUCGCGCUCCGCCCUGCGUUUUCUCCAAGUGAAGAUAGACGUUUCUAGUGGUGCCCUGCCAUUGACACGCAGAAAUCGGUGCAUUUUUUUUUUUUUCUGUGCUGCUGUAUUUUGUCAAAAAGGUCUUGAGGUUUGACUUACGUGGCAACAUCACCGCCACUUGGGGGUCACCUUGUUGGAUGUUCAUUGCUGAGUUGGGGGAUUCUUCUGGGGACCCCAAGUCAUCCCGUAACAUCCUCCAGCUCCCCACCAAGGCCCAGCGCUCAGUGCCUGAGGCCCGCAAGAACCUCGUGGUUCGCCGUGCGCUUAUUGGAAUAAAUCCUUCUAGUCCCCUUUUUUCCUUUUUUAACUCUGCGCCACAGCCAUUCUGGAAACUACCCCCUGCCCUGCCAAGAAGCGAAGAGCUGUGGGAAGACCUAGCAGCACCUUGUCCUCGACACCUUCGUUUGUCCUCCGGGUUUUGUAUUAAGUUAAUCUGUACAUUCUGUUUGCCCCCAUUACCUGUACUAUACGUCUGUAUAUAUCGUCCGGCGAAGGAGUAUUAAUCCACUAUCUCUAGUGCUUGACUGAAUCAGUACAGUACCUGUACCUGCACGGUGUCCCCAUCCGUGUGUCGCCCUAUAUUGAGGGCUCGAGCUUUCCCUUGUUUUUUGAAAGGGGUUUAUGUAUAAAUAUAUUUUAUGCCUUUUUAUUACAAGUCUUGUACUCAAUGACUUUUGCCAUGGCAUUUUGUUCUACUUAUACUGUAAAUUAUGCAUUAUAAAGAGUUCAUUUAAGGAAAAUUACUUGGUACAAUAAUUAUUGUAAUUAAGAGAUGUAGCCUUUAUUAAAAUUUUAUAUUUUUCAAAG
This is a messenger RNA of Myotis myotis, 4361 nucleotides long. RefSeq names its product axin 2 (gene AXIN2). The transcript is spliced from 11 exons. Lineage: Eukaryota; Metazoa; Chordata; Mammalia; Chiroptera; Vespertilionidae. Gene Ontology annotation, biological process: negative regulation of canonical Wnt signaling pathway. The coding region runs from base 504 to 3011 and encodes 835 amino acids. The record is from RefSeq and is a predicted model, not a curated record.